This is a messenger RNA of Paraphaeosphaeria sporulosa, 2785 nucleotides long. RefSeq names its product E3 ubiquitin-protein ligase-like protein bre1. Gene Ontology annotation, molecular function: ubiquitin protein ligase activity. The transcript has 5 exons. Gene Ontology annotation, cellular component: nucleus; HULC complex. Bases 200 to 2320 code for a protein of 706 amino acids. The record is from RefSeq and is a predicted model, not a curated record. Lineage: Eukaryota; Fungi; Ascomycota; Dothideomycetes; Pleosporales; Didymosphaeriaceae.
CCACCGGCUACCACCCACACGACACGCAUUACCCGCGCCCUUACUUCUGUCUCUCUUUCAACGGCGAUCGUGCACCUCUCCUUUGUGUUCCAUGACUUGAUAGGCGCGCCUUCGCCACUCCAUCGCCAACGUCGCUUCGACUGCUCUGAUGAGGCUCGAAGCCAGAACCGUCGUGCCCCCAUCGCUUGACACCGUCAAGAUGGAGGACCGCAAGCGGCCCAGCGCCUCGGAGGACACAGCGCCUCCUGCCAAGAGGCAAGCCGUCGCCGUGAAUGGCGUAAGACCACAUCCAGACGCUGACAUGCCGUGGAAAGACGACAUCGAGGCUUUCCAAAAGGAUGCUAUCCUCCGCCAGAUGCGCGAGUACAAACGUGAGAAGGCUACGAUCGAGUCUCAGCUCGCCGAGAUCGAAAACCGCUCCCAACACCACGACGACCACCUGCGCACGAUAGACAUAUGGUUUGAUCAGUUGAUUGAUGAGAUUAAGAUCCUCAGUGGGGAGAAGCUCCCUACGGCUCAGCAGGACGGCGCUUCCAACAUACCCGCAUCCCUUUUCUUUCAGGACAGCGACACCUUGCGCAAACACCUGUCUGGCCGCAAGGACAAGAUUCUCGCAGCCUUGACCUCCUUGUUCGCCAAAUAUCCCCCAGCAAGCCCUGAGGUCGCCAGCCUGCAGCAGCAAAUGUCUAAGAUUCUAGCGUCCGAGAAAGAACAUAUAUGCGAGCUACAGCGGGCUGGUACAGAAAAAGAACAGAUGGCUGAACGAUUGGUCGCGGCUACUCACCGCUAUAUGAUUGCCGAGAAGAAGCUCGACCGUCUAAAGAGCCAACAAGUUCAAAAACUGGAAAGUCAAACCCUGGCUAAUGCUAGCAUCAAAGAAGAGACCCCAUCUGCAAGCAACGGUGCGGAACCAACGAAUGGCGUCGAAGCUACUGGUUCCGGAGAAGGGUCAGAAUCUGAUCGGAAACAAGCGCUGGCCGAAGCCGCAAAACGCAAGGAACACGUGCGUCAGCUGGAGGCCGAAAAUAAGAAGUUGACUGAGGAAGUUUCUGCCCUGAACAUUAAACUAACUGGCCUCUCCGACGACGACUACGCCAAAACGGAUUUAUUCAAGGCAUUCAAGUCACAGCACGAGGACGUUAUUAAGCGCAUCAACCAUCUGGAAGCAACUAACAUCCAAUUACGGACAGAAGCGCAGAAGUACCAGGCUGAGAGGACCGCUUACCGCAUCAAGGUGGACGAUGAAGCACGAGCCACCAUUAGCGAGUCUGAGGGUAAUGUGGUCCAAGCCGAGGCCAACCUGGCGCGUAUUCGCCAUGCUCGCGAUGAGCUAUUAUCCAAGGUCAGCAUAUACGAAGCCACCCAGAAGAAUGUGGAUGUCUCGAAGCAGCAGACUCAAGAGCUCAUGAGCGCCUGCGAGAGCCGUAUCUCUGCAUUGGAGUCCGAGUGCGAGCGAUUGCGCUUGCAGAUUGCGGAGAAGGAUCAAGCAGAAGGAUCGACAGAGCAAGAAAAUUUUACGCCAGAGCAGCUUCAAAACAAGCUCAAGACACUCCAAAGCCAAUAUCAGCUCGUGGUCAACGAGUUGCCGGCUAUGGAAACGGCGUGGAAGAAGGCCCAAGCUGUUGCUGGAAAAAAGAUCGCCGAAACCGCGACCUGGGAAGAGAAUAUAAACAAGGCAUACGCUGAUAAGGCGAAGGCUGACCAGAAGUUUUUCGGAGCGAUGAAGGCUAAGGAAUCCCUGGAACAGCAAAUGCGAGUACUGCGAGCCCAGGCCACCAAAGGAACCGAAGUUGUCGCACAACUGAAAGAGGCGGAUUCACUAAGUCGAUCUUUGGUCGACAAGCUGGAGAAACAGACGACCGAAAUGCGGGCUCAGAUGGAGGAUCUCUCGCGCCAGCAUCGGGAGUUGCAGCAGAAGACCAACGAGGCUGCCAUCGUUACCGAAGGGCACGUGAGCCAAAUUGCCGAACUCAAGAAGCACAUCGAAACCAAAGACGCCGCUUAUCUCGAGGCGAAGAAGGCGAAGCGCGAAGCUGAGGUCGAGCGAGACAAGAUGGUGGAGAAGGUUGAAGGUUUGGAGCAGGAGAUUGAGCACUGGAAGCAGAAGAGCUUGGGCAACCAGAGCGAGCACACUGCAUUGAUGGAGUCUAUGCUACAGUGCCAGAUCUGCAAGAACAAGAUCAAGAACACGGUCAUUAAGACGUGCGGUCACGUCUUUUGCGACGGCUGUGUCCAGGAUCGACUCACCAACCGGUCCAGGAAGUGUCCCAACUGCGGCAAAGCGUUUGGAAAUGGCGACCUAAUGCGCAUCCAUAUCUAGGCCUGAUGGAUCCAGAGUCAACGACCAUACACACGAAUGAUCCCCGUGUAAUUACUUCUCUGUGCGAACAGAGCGAGUUGUACAAUAAUUUGGCAGGCGUUAUCGAAUUCCUGGGCCACGAUCCGAGCUGUUUGGUUAAAUGUUAUUGCGCGCAGGCGUUCGGCGGAGUCAAAGUAUCAAGUUCUAGGGGUUUGAGCCGUAGGUGCUCGGAUUUGUCCGCACAUGCUCGAAUCUUCUUUGAGCUCACUGCAUGGGUGGCUGCGGGCGGUGCGUGACUUGUUUUACUAGACGCCUUUUUCGAUGCGUUAUGGCUGGGGUAUGGGGUUGGGACCUGUCCGUGGGGAAGAUGUGACGGUGCCGACAAAUGAGUAUAUAGCUUAGGUAGCAUGGAGAUGCGUGUGUUCGCCUGGGCUGAAAAGUCGAGGCAGGACGGCAGGAAGGCAGAAAUGAAGAAACAUUCAAGAG